This is a messenger RNA of Capsicum annuum, 1605 nucleotides long. RefSeq lists its product as uncharacterized. The transcript has 2 exons. The record is from RefSeq and is a predicted model, not a curated record. Lineage: Eukaryota; Viridiplantae; Streptophyta; Magnoliopsida; Solanales; Solanaceae. Bases 248 to 718 code for a protein of 156 amino acids.
GGUUUCUUGUCCAUUCCGCCAAUCAAGUUCCGAUUUCAAUGGAUUUUUAAAUGGGCAGUGGGAUUUAUGCCCCAAUCGUCCACAAUUUGUACAAAGCAAAGUGGAUGCCUCUUCUAGAAUUUGCUGCUUACGGGUCUCCAAAAAGAGGUGGCGCAGCAGGAGUUUUUCUAGCGGCAUUUGUAUACAAAGAGGAGCGUAUCAACCUCGAGACGUAGUAGAUGUGCACGUAUCUAUCUUUAACAGGAAAAUGACUACAGACAGUCAAGUGCAUGAUACUGCAACGACUGUGGCAGCAACUAAUAUUGCCACAACGAGUCAAACGAAUGCUCCGCCGGCAAUGACACUAGCAGAGAAACCCAAAAAAUUUGCGGGUAUUAACUUCAAAAGGUGGCAGCAGAAAAUGUUCUUCUACUUUACAACUCUUUGUCUUCAAAGGUUCACAUUUGAAGAAGCUCCAGAGGUGCCCGAGGGAACCUCUGCUCAAGAGCGAUUUGUCAUUGUGGAGGUUUGGAAAAAAUUAGAUUUCCUAAGCAGGAAUUACAUUCUGAAUGGCCUCCAAGAUGAAAUAUAUAAUGUGUAUAGUGGGAUGAAAACGUCAAAGGAGUUGUGGGGGGCGCUAGAAAGAAAGUAUAAGACUGGGGAUGCGGGAACCAAAAAGUUCUUCGUUGCAAGAUUCCUAGAAUUUAAAAUGAUUGACACCAUGUCUUUUGUAUCGUAAAUCUGGGAACUGCAAGUAAUCAUCCAUGAUCUCCUCGCGGAAGGUAUGAUUUUGAGGAAUACCUUAGUUGAAUAUAUUAAAAAUAUUCUUAAUGUUCAAAUGAACUUAAUUGUAAGUUUGAUCGUGAAUAAGACGUUUCAAGUCGUGACAAUUAUUGAGAAGUUACCAUCUAUGUAGAUGGACUUCAAGAACUAUUUGAAACACAAGCGGAAGGAGAUGUCAGUCGAAGAUCUUAUAAUAAGACUGCGCAUUAAAGAAAAUAAUAAAGCCGCGGAAAGAAGGUUGAAAGGAAAUUCUGCAAUAAGUGGAGCAAAUAUUGUAGAAGACUAUCAAAACAACUCCAAAAACGGAAGAAAACUGGACAUGAAAGCAAUCAACCCAAGAAGAAAUUCAAGGGAAAAUGCUUUAGCUGUGGCAAGAUAAGCCAUAAGUAUACUGAUUUUCGUGCCCUAAAGAAAGGGAAGAAGAAAGACCAGACAAAUAUGGCUUAGUCUAAGAAAGAAAUAGAUGAUCUGUGUGCCAUGCUGUCCGAAUGCAACUUGGUGGAAAAUCCUCGAGAAUGGUGGAUGGAUUCUGGUGCCACCCGCCAUGUGUGUGCUAAUAAGGAGUUAUUUGCUGCUUUUGCUCCGGCUUAAGGCGAGGAAAAGAUAUAUAUGGCCAACUCCGUAACUACUAAAGUUAAAGGAACAAGAAAAGCCUGCCUGUAAAUGACAUCAGACAAAGUGUUGACUUUGAACAAUGUCCUGUAUCUACUGGAGUUACGGACGAACUUGAUUUUUGUAUCACUUCUAGACAAAAAUGGAUUCAAAUGUGUAUUUCUUUUUGAAAAAAUUGUACUUAGUAAAGGAGAAAUGUAUGUAGGGAAAGGCUACCUCAUUGAGGGCAAA